Durotheca rogersii is the source of this 1295-nucleotide messenger RNA. RefSeq lists its product as uncharacterized. Lineage: Eukaryota; Fungi; Ascomycota; Sordariomycetes; Xylariales; Xylariaceae. Bases 531 to 1295 code for a protein of 254 amino acids. The record is from RefSeq and is a predicted model, not a curated record. The transcript has a single exon.
CCGUGCUCCCCGUCUAUGUGUCGGCGCGGCCACGGGACAAAGACGGCGGUGUUCGAAGACUUGUUCGCCUUGUUCCUCCGAUACGGCCAUUAUAACAAGCACAACGACUACUUUGUUGUCGAAUACAAUCCCUUGCAACCAACAGCUAGGCUCUUCCGCACCAUCACCAGGUCGACGCCGUCCUCAUAGCCCAGUCAACUGGAACCUACGCGGUCUACGGGCUGGAGGAGGAAGGGCACGGAUGCUCUGCACAUGAGUGACGCCUUCCUCUCUCUUUGUCCUCGGGUUUCCUCGUUACACCGACAGUGAAUUGAUCUUCUCCCUUCACUUUCUCAUUCUCUCGCUUCCUCCUCUCUCUGUAUCUCCUCCUUCUCCAUCAACAUCCCAUCGCUUUCCCUCCGCUCGCUGCAUCCCGAUUGUCUUAUCUCAGCUGCCGUCAACCGUGAGUCACCCCUUCGUCACGCAGGCCAGCAAGCUGACGGCGAUAAUAUCUAUCUCCAGCGCCUCGGCACCACGUCCAUUCUAUCACCAUGUGCCGCAACGUCACCCUCGAGAUAUGCUGCGCCAAAGAGCCGACCAACACCUUCCCCUCCACUCUCAAGAUCCUACCCAUCGUGGUUUUCUGCGCCGCUGCCUACGCCAGCUCCCGCCACGAACUGAAGCCGUGCUCGGCCUACGAUCCCUGGCACAUGCGAAACGAGCGUAUCUUCUACACGACCUGCGGGCGCUGCAUCUGGAUGUGGGUGGCUGCCAGGAACGGAGCUAACGAGGCGGGCGAGAAUGGCGGCGAUCCCGGCAGCAAAGAGUGCGCCAUUAUCGACGAUGCACGCGCGGGCGGCACAAAUAACUUGGGCAGCCAGGAGGUGACGGAAGAGAAUCUCCGACAUAUCCUCGAAUACAACCGGCUGCUCAUGCGUGAGCUCCUCGAGGCGAUGCACACACGCCCCUACGUCGAGGUCCUGCGCACCCUACCGGCCGAGUUCGGCGUCGAGAAGCGCUGGGUGCUGAGCGGCUCGCGAUGGAUCGAGGCUCAGCCGCCGGCGCCUCCUGGCUUGGGAAACAGGGAUCUAGAUAAUAGCGCGGACGACGGACUGGGUCCGGAACCGCCGGUGGAUACCGAGCUGAAGGACUUGAAAUGGUGGUUAGACCAGGGGUUAGGAGAUUUGACCGACGAGAUCUGGAACGAGUUUUGCAGUUAUUACACCUACAGCCCGCCCUUAUACCAGACACAAGUCUCGUCUGGCAGCGGGUUUCCCCCAUCACCGGCCAACGCCGGGUGGCCUGAAAGCCCCUAA